UCUCCGUGUUCCCCAGUGGACGCAUCUUUUGUUACCAUGGCCGGUGUCCGAGUCGCAAAGGACCUUUUCUUAUGGUCCAUGUCCGUUAUAUAUUUAUUUGCAUUUGGCUCCUUAUAUGUGCAGCUUCCAGGUUUAUUCGGGGACAAUGGAAUCCUGCCAGCAAGACUUGUCGUAAAGCCAGCAGCCAACUCGUGGGGAGAGCUUUUGGAUGACCACCCAACGCUACUGCGGCUCACCCCAAAGCUAGGUCUGAGUACCCAGAGUGCCAUGGAUUUGCUGUGUCUGGCUGGGAUUGUCACCUCCUUCAUGUGCAUGGUGUUUAAGGGACUGAGGGACACUGUCAGUUUCAUCGUACUCUGGAUGCUCUACCUCUCACUUUAUCAUGCAGGCCAGACAUUCCUUUGGUUUCAGUGGGAUAUUCUUCUGUUGGAGACUGGGUUCCUGGCCAUUCUCGUCGCUCCUCUCAAUCUCAAUGUGUUUGGAUUGAGAAGUUCCAGUUACCACCAUCAUGAUAACAUCACCAUGUGGCUGGUCAAGUGGCUACUCUUCCGUCUGAUGUUUGCCUCAGGGGUGGUCAAACUGACCAGCAAGUGCCCUACAUGGUGGGGUCUCACAGCUCUUGUUUACCAUUUUGAAACGCAGUGUAUCCCUACCCCAGCCGCCUGGUUCUGGAGCCAGUUCCCCACUUGGUUGUUAAAGCUCAGUGUGGUUAUCACUUACUUCAUUGAAAUCCCACUUCCAUUUCUGUUUUUCGCCCCUGUUAGAUGUCUGAGAUUGUUUGCCUUUUGGAUGCAGGUGUUACUCCAAGUUCUUAUCAUGAUAACAGGGAACUACAACUUCUUCAACUUGCUCACCAUUGUCCUGUGUUUUUCUUUGCUGGAUGAUGAGCUCUUCUUCCGCAAGAAGGCUAGUGGUGCUAAGACUAAGAGAUCCUUGAUCUGGACCAUUCUGCGUAUCAUCUCUAAUGUGGUCUUCCCCUUGGCCGUGUUUGCCUUCUCCGGGUUUUUCCUUGUAAAACUGUUUGGGCUCCACUUUGAGAAGGAUUACACCAUUCAGUCCAAUAUCCAGUUUGACUACCAGAAGUUUACUGAAUGGCUGAAGUUUAUCAUGCCUUAUACCAUGUGGUUGGGUGUUUUGUCACUGGGAUAUGAAAUAUUUAUUUCAGUUCUACGGUCUCUGAAGGAGGAGAAGAGUCAGGUGCAGAAGGUGUGGUCCCUCCUCAAAGUGGUGGUGUUUGGGGCAGUGGCUGUGGGCAUGUUCUCCAUCAGUCUGGUGUCUCUUAAUGUGAUUGAGGGGGAAUCAUACUGGCGUUUACCGUCCACUGUUAGAAUUUGGCAUAAGCGUGUUGAAAGUUUUGAACUAACUAGCUCCUAUGGCCUUUUCAGAGUAAUGACAGGGGUAGGUGGAAGACCAGAGGUCAUCAUCGAAGGUCGUAACCGUUUAAAUGGGGAGUGGAAGGAGUACGAAUUUUUGUACAAACCUGGUAAUGUCUCCAGGGCUCCACCUAUUGUAGCCCCUCAUCAACCACGUCUCGACUGGCAGCUGUGGUUCGCCGCCUUGGGGAAUUACCAGAACAACCCAUGGUUCCUGAACCUGAUCUACCGCUUACUGACUGGACAGAAGGAGGUGUUGGACCUGAUAGCUCACAACCCUUUCCCCAGUGCACCCCCUAAGUAUAUGAGGGCCACGCUCUACCACUACCACUUCACCAAGGACCAGCCUGAUUAUGAUGGUUACACGACUGAAGACUGGUGGACCAGAACGAAACAUAUGGAAUAUCUACCGGAGCUGAUGGUACAAGAUGAAACCUUUGUCAGCUACUUGAAAAGCGCCAAUAUCAUACAGGAGGGGCGUCCUCCAGAGCCCUCCACCAUCUUUGGGUCAAUUUUGGAUUUUAUUCGUGCCCAGAUUGGUGGCACAGAGGGAUUCACAUUCGUCAUGUCAUUGUUCGGCUUAGGAAUAGCCAUCCAGAUGCUCAACGGGCUCUUCUUCUAACACAAGAAGAAAAGACGUGACCUAGAAUAGUUUACCUUGACGUAGUAUUUUUUCAUGUAGCAUUUGAAUUAACUCUGUUCUUCAGUAUAAUACCGUAUAUUGUUGACCUCAGCAGUGGUCCCUUUGUGCUGCAUGUAAGCUUUCAUUCUUUAGGAUUUAUCAGAUACCUUGUGUAUAGCAUCACCUUUUACUUUGAUCCGGUUAGCUUGGUUUUAACUUCACUAUUAUUUACAUAUUUCGUUCUGCAUUUGCGCCGUCCUAGUAAUUGACAUAUUCUAUGAUGCGAACUGUAUUCAUAGACACCUCACUUAGCCUCUCUGGGUAAGUUGGGCUGUGUUUCCAAGUAAGUUGGACUGUAUACUUUACUAUCGUUUUCUUUAGUAGAUUCGUUCCAAAAUAUACAUAAUUAUGUAUCAACAAAAAAGGCUUUAUGCUGAACUAUGCUUUGUUUUCUGUAACAGAUUUAAGCAAAACAUCAUAUUUGAGGAUGUUUACAUGCUGAGAAAGCCAAGAUCUUUGACUAGAAUCUCUUUGGUCUUUGCUGGCUUAAAAAGCACAAUUUGAUGCAAAGCAGUUUUUAUUUUGGGUGUUAGAGGACUUGUACUCUGCUUUUGACAGAGUAUACAUACUGUUGCGUGUUACCUAUGUUCCAAGUUAGGUGGAUCAUAUGGUAUAGUAAUGGUGUUUUAAAUCCUGCUGUUAAACAGUGUUUUGUAACGGAACUUGUAACUUUGUUUUCACGCACAUGUCAGUAGGUAGGUUUCAUGUCUGCAUCAGCUUUGAGCAGUGUAAAGUAUAUUCAGUUCACUGUUGUUUACAUAUAAACUCACUGGCUGGUUUAAGACAAAGAUUUUGUUAAUUUUUUUAAUUUCAGUUUCUAAAAAGGGGGAUGGAUCUUUAUGUAUUUGAACUACAUAUACGGUGAGCAAGUUAAUUAUUGGCCUGUAAUUAAAGGGCAAACUGAAUGACGUUACCAGCUAUAGAAUUGAUUAUACAUGCCGAGAAGGCACUUGCUAGUACAAGAGGAUGUUCUUCUUGGAAGUGCUUGAGAUUUUUGACACGUAUAUGUAACCAUGGCCCGUUUUAAACAUACAGAUGCCCAUUUUCACGAAAUUUUAAUCUUCCAGUUAUUGUUAAAUUUUCCGUUGUUGCAAUGGAUGGAUAUGGUGAAAGAUAUUUUUUGCUUAUCGCUGUUUUCUGUUUAUAAUGAAUUUUUACCAUUCAUUCGCAGAUGGAAUAUUUUUGUAAUAGUGAUUUGUUUUAAAUCUAUCUUAGAUUGCAUAAUAUUUUAUUUUGCAAACAACCCAAAAUGGCUGCAUGGAAUGAUUUUUUUUUUUUUUUAACAUAAAAAUAAAAUUAAAAUGAAAAGUUUUCAUUUCACUGUUAUGUUCUUGUCUUGUUCUUACAGUUUCACAAUCCUCAUUGUGUUUACUAAAAUGGUUUCUGGCUACUGCAAUUCUUCUGUACCUUUUAAUUGAUCUGUCUAGGGUGAUAAAAUUAUAUUUUUUCAAUAGCCCCAAAGUUGGUCAAUCCAGCCAAUAUACAUGUAGUUGUGUCUCUGAAUUCAAAUAAUACAGAUGCAUAUAAUAUAAAAUAUAAAUUAUAUAUGUAUUGACUACAAUAUAGAAUGUAGCCAAAUUAACUUUUAUCUAAUAAACAGGUUGAGAAAUUAAAAUUUAAAGAAGAACAACAUUACCAUGAACAUGUUUUCGUACAAAUAACACAGGAAAACCAUAAACAUUGGUUACACAUCUUUUUUUCACAAAAUUCAAAAUCAGAAGGAGUUAAAGUAGUGUAAGCUCUGGAGCGGAUCAAGAAGUGACCAUUAAAGAGGACAGUGGACGUCACACAGUGACAGUCAUGCACACCAAUCUUAAGUUCUUGCCUCUUGUCAUAUGUCCAUCACAGAUUUUCUUAAGUCACCAUGUGUAUGUGACAUCAGCAGUCAAAAGUAGGUCAACUGCAGCAGGUGGAAAUUCCAUACUGUAAACCUGUUUUCUUAAUUUGGAGGGUAGUCAGAAUUAGUCUGUGAAAAUUCUAACACACAAUACAGUUUAUACUGAUGCAUUGAAAUACUUUUUUGUUUGUUUUUUUUACAGAUUUAGAAAUCAUAAUAAUGUUUCUCUUGAAGAUCAAACCUAAUCCAUGAUUUUCAUAGAAGAUCUUUGUUGGAUGAUUGUCAUGUCGUAGAGGUUUCAUCUUGGUGCUCAGUUCUCAUCUAAGCUUUGUAUUAAAUGCCGUAAAUAUUUAUGGUUUGUCUGCGCUGUAAAACACCAGGAAAUGUUCUUUGUCCACCUAUUUUCUUUAAGGCAGCAAGUUCUGGAGGUUCAGAAGCGAACUAUACCAUGUAGAAAUACCACUAUUGUAAUAUUUGUGCCUUGUGCUUUACUUGUAUAUCUGGAUGUACCUAUGACUGCUGGUAGUUGUUGUAUGUUUGGUGUUGUAUGCUUCUCUAUUCUCUUCUUAAAAAGUUCUGUGUGAUUGUUCUGUUAGAAUACAGUAAGGUCAGUAACAAAAUACUGCUGAUAUUAAAGUAUAAUGUUUUAUCCAUUAAGCCCAUAUAUCUGGUGACAGUUGUAUGCCAUUUCUUUGGUAUUGUUUUUAAAAAAUAUGUGUCACACUUGUGCUGUGAUGAAGUUUUAUGUAGUUCUUUGGUGUAGCCUAAUGCAUUGCUAGAAACUUUGUGGACUGAUUGUAAAUUUGAUAGAAAUAUUCUGGCCAGUAUCGUAAGAUAAAACUGUCCCUUCUUGUAGCAUGACUCUUUGUAUUGCUACUGUAGAUUAAGUGUUUGAAAAAUGAUUGUGGCAAAUUGCAUUUGGCCGUUGAAGUUUGUGGCUGGUCAGUACAUGAUGAUGCCAGCGACUGUAAAAUAAAACAUCUGCUGUUUAGUUCGGAAUUAAUCAGCAAAAAUUCUUUGAAAUUGAAACUUGUGAACAAUAAAUGACAUGAGUUGAAAGGUUCAUACGAGUUGCACAAGUACUUGUAUUUGUGCUUUUUAAUCCUUUGAUAUAUAUCUCCCAGUGAUCAAGAUGGAACUGUGUGAGUUUAUCUUGAUGUGGUUUGGAGUCUAAUUGUUGAAAUGAAGUCUAGAAUAUGACAGUUUUCGAUCAAUCAUUAGAGAACUCUGUGAGGAUUGAUGUGAACUUAAGCGUGAAGUGAGUAGUGGAAUAGCCAGUCAACUAUAUACACAGUAUACUAUGUGAUAGACUUGUAUUUGGGUUUAGUGCUGCGUGUUUAGCACACUGUGUUCAUACUCUUUGAUCUCAGGCUGUUGUGAGUCUUGUGUAACAUGGUUUUGGUGAUAUUCCCGUCGUCACUGUAUCUAGACGUGUAUUUAUAUGUAGAUUGUACAUGUGGCCCUCUCAAUUUGGCAACAGUCUUCCAUCUACAUGUACAUUGCGAGAUUGACGUUGUUCUGCCGUGCCUGUGGCAGAUGUCACUUCUGCCUUUUUUACCAACUUGCUUAUAAACUGAAGGUGAUUGGAAUUUACAUGUAGAUACUGGAUUAUUAAGGGUGCUUUAUUUUAGCAGUUUUGAUUUCUAUCAUAUCAUCACGGCUAGUCUACUGGGUAGGACACAGUUGGGAACCACAUAAUUCUGAAAAUUAGAAACUAUUUAGAUAAUAACUUACACUAGUCGCUGGUGCUGGUUUUAUAAUAAUAUUUUCAACUUAUAGAUGUUACUAUGAUUGUUUUAGUAAUAAAAAAAAUUUUUAAUGUUUACUUAUCACUGUAACUUCCCUAAAGACCUCUCACUGCCAGUAGAUAUCAUUUCUGUCUAUAGUGUGCAGUGAUUUCCUUCAGAAAUGAAAUAAACACUUCUUUUC
Molecule: messenger RNA, 5821 nt
Organism: Liolophura sinensis
Lineage: Eukaryota; Metazoa; Mollusca; Polyplacophora; Chitonida; Chitonidae
Product: lipase maturation factor 2-like
Exons: 16
Coding region: 37-1995 (652 amino acids)
Biological process (GO): protein maturation
Cellular component (GO): endoplasmic reticulum membrane
Source: RefSeq, a predicted model, not a curated record